Molecule: messenger RNA, 1011 nt
Organism: Candidozyma pseudohaemuli
Lineage: Eukaryota; Fungi; Ascomycota; Pichiomycetes; Serinales; Metschnikowiaceae
Product: NADPH:quinone reductase
Exons: 1
Coding region: 1-1011 (336 amino acids)
Biological process (GO): cellular response to oxidative stress
Cellular component (GO): cytoplasm
Molecular function (GO): quinone reductase (NADPH) activity
Source: RefSeq, a predicted model, not a curated record
AUGACAGUUCCAAAAACUCACUUCGUCGCAAUUGCCGAGGAAAUCUCCGAAUCCCCUGAUAUCGUCCAGUACAAGGAAGUGGAAGCACCUCAAAUCUCGGGGCCCAACGAUAUCAUCAUCAAGAACAAGUAUGCUGGCGUGAACUUCAUUGAGAGCUACUUCAGAAAGGGCAUAUACCCCGCUGAACUCCCAAUUGUGUUUGGUCGUGAGGCCUCGGGUGUUGUGGCUGCAGUUGGCUCAGAUGUGAAAGAUUUCAAGGAAGGCGAUAAGGUGCUCUACUUGUCAUCAAAGACCUUUGCACAAUACACCAAGGUCACUCUCGGUGACAAGUAUCAUUUCAUUCGCAAGUUGGAUGAAGAUACCUCGGAGGAUAAGUUGAAGUUGUUCGGAUCAAUUCUAGUGCAAGGGUUGACUGCCAUCACCUUCUCACACGAAGCUCAUGCUAUAAAGAAGGGAGAUUUUGUGGUUGUUUGGGCAGCUGCUGGUGGAACUGGCCAAGUCUUCGUUCAGUACGCCAGCUCUCUUGGUGGCCGAGUCAUUGCGCUCGCUUCGACAGAGGAGAAAUUGCAGAUAGCCAAGGACCUUGGAGCUGAGUUCCUUGUCAAUUCGAAGAACGAUGAUGUUGCGCAGAAAAUCGGAGAGAUCACUGGCGGGCACGGUGCUGAUGUUAUUUAUGAUGGUGUGGGAAAGGACGUCGUGGACACUAACUUUGAAAUUGUUGCCAGAAAAGGUUCAUUUGUGACCUUUGGAAAAGCAUCCGGCUUCAUCCCCCCAUUUUCCAUCUACAGACUGAGCCCCAAGAACGUACGCAUCUCCUCACCACAACUCUUUCAGUACAUCACUGAGAAGCACGAGUGGGAGUAUUACAGUAAGGUCUUGAUCGACCAGGUCAAUGAUGGAAAGAUCAAGUUCAAGCUUGAAACCUAUCCCUUGAAGGACUACGUGAAGGCUGCAAAAGCCUUGGAGAGCAGACAGACUACCGGUAAACUUGUGUUAGAAAUUCCACAGUAA